This is a messenger RNA of Uloborus diversus, 3908 nucleotides long. RefSeq lists its product as uncharacterized. The coding region runs from base 321 to 3698 and encodes 1125 amino acids. NCBI's taxonomy places the organism in Eukaryota, Metazoa, Arthropoda, Arachnida, Araneae, Uloboridae. The transcript is spliced from 6 exons. The record is from RefSeq and is a predicted model, not a curated record.
UCCUCUUUUAUUACCCACAUUCUUCCUCUGCACGUCUAGUCUCCUUCUGUUUGCCCAAUUGGCAGCUGGGUAUGCAGAUUGUUUCGAGAGCGAGAUUGGAAUACAUUUCGCAUACCCGCCGGAUGAAUAACGCGAUGGUUCUCGCAGUUUACCAUUUUGAUCCAAUGCAGUGGAUGCAAAUGCAUAGUUUCGAAAACUUGGACUCGAAUACAAGAGCAGACGUUUCCUGGAAUUACACGCCUUUGGUAGAUGGACAUAUUAAAUGCAGGCAUGGACAGGAAAAUGAUUGUGACGUGUGAUGACUGAAUUCCGAUGAUUUCAUGGGCAACGGAAGUUCUCAGUCCAUUGUGCUUGGACCGCCGAGGCUCCAGGCGACCUGUCCAGUUCGCAAUGGCUACCAUUACCAGAGGGGUGGCGUGCCCAAGUACGUCCACCCCCAGAACAGGGUGCUGCCGAAGCCGGUGGCCGGACAACGCCUGCGCAGUACGGACAACGGCAGCAUACUCCAAACGGCGGGAACGAUCCGAGGACAGAGGAGGGACAGCCUCGGAAGAGAGGAGGAGGGUGGAGAUCCCGAAGUCAUGGGCAUCCUUAGGAAGAGGUCGGAGAUAAUCGAGAAGGAGAAUGACUGCUACCGCCAGUUCAACCUUCGGAACCACCGCAUGUUCCACAGCGAUCCGGACAUCGCCCGGCGGCCGGACUCUUCCGGAUAUCAGGAAGACGGAUUCAACAACAGGAGGCAGAGCGGAGCCGCCGCCAGAGCCAGCAAGUUGAAGUGUAAGAAGAAGGCGAGGGCCCCCGAGCCGCCUGGGGAUAGCCUACUGCGAGAUAGGAGGCAACAACAGAGUGAAGAAGAGAGGAUGAAUCAAAAGAACUGCAGGUGCAUCAACAAGAGCAAAGCCCCUCAACCACCUGCCAUCGUGGUGCAUCCGCCCCCUCCUCCACCCCUUCCCAACAGCGUGACGACGAGGACCAAAAUCAACUGCAACGACAGAUUGCAGAAGGGAGAGGUGUCUUCGCGUUCGCCGUCAGUGACCAGAUCUGUGGAAUGCCACGAGAACAGAACGAGCUAUGAAAAAAACGUGCACCCUUUAGAAAAAUGGAGGAAUUAUCGUAGCACGGGUGACGUCCGCAUUGACGAACAGGACGAACCCUUGCACGGUUCUAGGACUACUGUCUUCGACAGCAAAAAACUAUCGGACAGUCAGACGAAGUUGCCAAGUCACUUACCUCAUCGGCCCGAUCCCUUCCAGAAGGAGAUCCAGGCAGUGACGAAGAAGAUUGCCGAGACUCGAAAAGAUAAUUUGCCAGCUGCAACAGACAAAGUCAGUCCAGCAAAAAAUGCAGCUCCGCCUGUUAAACAGAAUACAAAUUCGCCGCCCAAAUUUUACUUUGCGGAUACUGGAGUGUUCAAAAUGGGCAACGCAAAUUCAAAAACUGAUUCUAGUGCAAUAACUAAUAAACCUCUUACCAAGUACACACUUUCAGAGAACAAGCAGACUGUUGAAAGCAGUCAGAGGAAAAACACUGAUAGUAGGGACUUACCACAGCAGUGUACCACCAUCGAUGAGAUAGUGCCGUCGUUGCAGAGGUUCUCUCCAGCUAGGAGACGGUAUAAAUCUCCUACUCGAAACUCUGGACUUUCGUCUCAGCAAAACGCAGAGAAGGAGUGGGAAGAUCUGUCGCGAAAUUUGUGCAAUAAAACCGAAGAUUCAGACAUCGAUAUUAGGUUAAGGCCAGUUUUGCCAAGAAAACCACCAGAGAUGCCAAAAUUUUCCCCAUCAGAAGCCUGGCAGGCCUUGGGAUCUGAUGGCUUGGGAAGUAGCAAUCAGUCAACUAGCGACGACGGCCCCGAUCUUCACUACAAGAACGAAGUGAGCCCGCAGUACAACAGCGAAGAUGGUAGGCCUCGUCGCUUUUCGGACAUGGCCUUCAACAGGUACGACAGAGGGAACGUGUUCAAGCAUCGUAGCCUUAGCGACAGCCACUGGACGCCCAUACAAGAUUUGAUGGACGACUCUGACGUAAGCAGUGACGAAAGCGAAGAUGCGGUCGUGCCUAGAAUAAGGCCUGGUUCCAACGAAAUCCCAACAAGGUUUUCCUUGCCUACUGUCAUGUUUUCCAAUAUGAGGCCGAUAGGUUGCGAAAUGAAAGCAAAUCUAUCGGCUGCUCCGUACCUGAACGAAAAUCCUAAGGUAAAGCAAUCCAAGAAAGCUGCAACAAAGUACAACGAGCCUUCCGAUCAAGGCUUAGCACCACAUUUUAGGAAGUUUCUAAGCAAAAGAAAUAAGUAUUUAAGCGAAGAAGACAUUGCGGUGUCUGACUCUAAUUGGACUUUUGGACAGUACGGACUGCAGAAGAGAGGAAAACAGUAUUCCUCGGAGCUUAUGCUCUCGGACAAGAAGAAAAGUGAGCUGAUGAGAAAAAGUAAUUUCAGUGACUUCUUGGGAGAUAUCUUGGUGUCGAAAGCUAAUCUUAUGAGAACGCAAAUGAAGUCUUCUGAUUCAGGUAAUUCUAACUUUUCAUUUUACUCGACGGAAGGUCAGAUUAUGUUUGUGCCAGAAAAGGGAAGUUUUGCGAAAGAAGCAGAAUGUUCGCCCCCAACCAAAGGAAGAGUGUACGACAUCAGAAGAAAGUUCGACCCUAACAUCGAGCCCAAAAAGCCCAACUAUUGGGGGAAAACUGGCAAGAAACCUAACCCUUCCGAUUUAGCUUUAGGUAGAAAACGUGAUUUAGAGCUCGCCAAAAUGUUGGAAGACGAAGUAAGAAAGCGCAGGAAUAAAGAAAAAAUCAACAUUCGACAGCAGCUGCAGAAGAUGAAGAGUCUUCACUCUGAAGACGAAGAAGACGAUUUCGACGACGAAGCGUACUUCACUGAGCCAAAAUCUAGGGAAGAAUCUCAGUCUCCCUUCUUCACAUCUGGCAUCCAGAGGCAUUUUUUAGGUUCUGACAUCGGCUUCCAGCCCUCCCAUCAUUUUGGGGGUGCAGCAAGUGGGUCACGUCUGAGCCAUUGGCAGAGCUCACCAGCACUUCUUGAGGACACCAUCGCUCAGAACGGCAACAGACCCGUUUUCAAAGGGCGUCAGUCUUCUUCCUCGCUGAUGAGUUCUCCAGACCCUGAGACUUGGACGCAGACGAGUGCCGUGGUCGAGCCCUGGCUCCAGAGACAGAGGAUCCUGGAGAACAAAGUGGAGGAGAGCAGGCUGGGCAUUACCACCACCGACACGGCCAACGACGGUGACGUCAGCUCAUCUCCCACACCUGCCCUCCAAAAGAAAGAACGCAGGAAAACCAACAUUUACAAGCAGCUGAUGGACAUUGUGCGCAAGGAAGAGAAGCACCUCAAGAAAGCAGAGCAAGCAGACCCCAACAGUCCUGAAUCUUCCCAGCUGGAGAGCAGCCCAUCUUCCUGUUCCGAGUCCUCUUCCACGUCUUCUUACUCUUAUUCGGAUUCCUCCGGAUCAAGGAACCACGGGAAGAACGGCAUUCCGGCCAACAAGGAAUUCCACACCUCUGGCUAUGCGAAUUCUACAGCUGCGAGCAGUGGUGCCAUGCCCUCAUUCCAAGUGGCAUUCGUUCAGCCCUAUCAUCCGAGCAAAAGCUACCGCCCUGUGCCAUUUGAUGUCGUCACUUCCAACGGCUAUCGCAUGAGAGACUUACAAGAAGAAAGGAAGCAUCUUCAAGCUGAAGCAUCGUGAAGAUUUGUACAGUGUAGUUGUAUAUCCAUAGAUAAUACUGGCGUCAAAUUUCAUCCAAGAAAUGUGACAGAUCAGAAAAUCGUCCCAAGCUUUUUGUGGCAAAUGAUGACGCAAAAGUGUCCGGAAGAAAGAUAAAAGCGUCGCUGUGAAAUCAAGAGCUUAUGUUAGCGCCUAAGUUGACAAGAUGAUCUUAGGGAGUGGAACGGCCUA